UCUAGUUGGGAAAUUAUGUUGACGAAAUUUGAGACGAAGAGUAACAGAGUUAAGGGCCUCACCUUCCACCCUAAGCGACCAUGGAUCCUCGCCAGUUUGCACAGUGGUGUGAUCCAGCUCUGGGAUUAUCGUAUGGGUACUUUGAUCGAUCGGUUCGACGAGCACGAAGGUCCUGUUCGUGGUGUUCACUUUCACAAUUCUCAGCCUCUAUUCGUCUCCGGAGGUGAUGAUUACAAGAUUAAAGUUUGGAACCACAAAACGCACAGGUGCCUCUUCACCCUUCUCGGCCAUCUCGACUAUAUCCGCACUGUCCAAUUUCACCACGAGAACCCGUGGAUUGUGAGUGCUAGUGACGAUCAGACUAUCCGCAUAUGGAACUGGCAGUCACGGACUUGUAUCUCUGUGUUGACUGGCCACAAUCAUUAUGUCAUGUGUGCUUCUUUCCAUCCUAAAGAAGACCUGGUCGUGUCAGCAUCUUUGGAUCAGACUGUCCGUGUCUGGGAUAUUGGUUCUCUUAAGAAGAAGACAGUAUCUCCUGCUGAUGACCUCAUGCGAUUUACGCAGAUGAACUCUGAUCUUUUUGGUGGUGUUGACGCUAUUGUUAAGUAUGUCCUCGAAGGUCAUGAUAGAGGAGUAAAUGCUAUCUUUUAUGCUGGGACUGGAAAUUUGCUUUGUAGAUCAGAGGAUAAAGUGGUAAUAUUUGACCUUCAGCAAAGGCUUGUUCUUGGUGAACUUCAGACACCGUUUGUUAGGUAUGUUGUUUGGUCCAAUGAUAUGGAUAAUGUUGCUUUGCUCAGCAAACACACUAUCAUUAUUGCGAGCAAAAAACUUGUCCUGCAGUGCACACUUCAUGAGACAAUACGUGUGAAGAGUGGAGCUUGGGAUGACAAUGGUGUCUUCAUCUACACAACUUUGAACCAUAUCAAGUAUUGUCUUCCUAAUGGAGAUAGCGGGAUCAUCCGAACCCUGGAUGUGCCUAUCUAUAUCACCAAGGUUUCUGGAAACACAAUCUUUUGCUUGGACCGGGAUGGGAAAAACAGGGCAAUCACCAUCAAUGCAACUGAAUACAUUUUCAAGCUUGCACUGCUGAGAAAGAGAUAUGAUCAUGUCAUGAGCAUGAUAAAGAACUCCCAGCUCUGUGGACAGGCUAUGAUUGCUUACCUGCAGCAGAAAGGAUUCCCUGAAGUUGCCCUCCAUUUUGUUGAAGACGAGAGAGUCCGAUUCAACCUGGCUCUUGAAAGUGGCAACAUCAGCGUCGCUGUGGCGUCCGCUACAGAGAUUAAUGAGAAAGAGCAGUGGUAUAGACUUGGAGUGGAGGCUCUUCGCCAAGGUAAUGCUGGAAUUGUUGAAUUUGCGUACCAGCAAACGAAGAACUUUGAGAGGUUAUCUUUUCUUUACCUCAUUACUGGUAAGUUGGACAAGCUUUCAAAGUUGAUGAAGAUUGCAGAAGUGAAGAACAACGUGAUGGGUCAGUUUCACAAUGCUCUCUACCUAGGAGAUGUUAAAGAGCGUGUCAAGAUACUUGAGAAUGCUGGUCAUUUACCUCUCGCUUAUAUCACUGCUUCGGUUCAUGGUUUAACGGACACUGCUGAGCGACUUGCGACUGAGCUAGGAGACAACGUGCCCUCGUUACCUGAGGGGAAAACUCCGUCGCUUUUAAUGCCACCAUCUCCCGUCAUGUGUGGUGGUGAUUGGCCUCUUCUAAGAGUGAUGAAGGGAAUAUUUGAAGGCGGACUUGAGAGUGCAGCCAGAGGAGGGGCUGUUGAUGAAGAUGAAGAAGAUGCUGGUGGUGAUUGGGGUGAGGGACUUGACAUGGUCGAUGUUGAUGGAAUGGAGAACAGAGACAUCGAAGCCAUUUUGGCGGAAGCUGAAGGAGCGGAAGAAGAUAAUGAUGAAGAAGGUGGAUGGGGUGAACUUGAGGGCUUGGACCUCCCACCAGAGCUUGACACUCCUAAGGCCUCUGCUAACGCACGUUCAUCCGUCUUCGUGACACCUACUCAAGGUAUGCCCGUAAGCCAUAUUUGGAGCCAGAAAUCAUCACUUGCUGCUGAGCAAGCUGCAGCUGGAAGCUUCGACACUGCAAUGCGUCUGCUCAACAGACAGCUUGGCAUAAGGAACUUUGCCCCUUUGAAAUCGAUGUUUAUUGAUUUGUUCAGUGGCAGCCAUAGCUACCUGCGUGCUUUUUCUUCAUCUCCUGUGGUUCCACUUGCCAUUGAACGUGGAUGGAGCGAGUCAAACAGUCCCAACGUCCGUGGCCCACCAGCUCUUGUUUAUGAUUUCUCUCAGCAAGAAGAGAAGCUCAAGUCCGGCUACAAAGCCACAACAAGUGGGAAAGAUGAGAAAUUGACUGAGGCUCUCCGGCUCUUCCUCUCUAUCCUCCACACCAUCCCUCUAGUGGUGGUCGAGUCAAGAAGUGAAGUAGAUGAGGUUAAGGAACUGGUCAGUAUCGCUAAAGAAUAUGUCCUCGGUCUUAAAAUGGAGCUCAAGAGAAGACAGAAGAAAGAUGAUCCAGUGAGGCAGCAGGAGCUUGCUGCUUACUUCACUCACUGCAACCUCCAACUACCUCACUUACGACUCGCGCUGUUAAAUGCAAUGACCGUCUGCUACAAGGCCAAGAAUCUCGCCACUGCCUAUAACUUCGCUAAAAGAUUGCUGGAAACCAACCCAUUGGAGAGCCAUGCCAGAGCGGCUAGACAAAUCGUUCAAGCCGCUGAACGCAAUAUGACUGAUACAACCGAGCUCAAUUACGACUUCAGAAACCCGUUCGUGAUAUGUGGGUCAACCUAUGUUCCAAUCUACAGAGGUCAGAAAGACGUGUCCUGUCCAUACUGCACCGCCAGGUUUGUUCCAAGCCAGCAAGGAAACAUAUGCGGGGUCUGUGAUCUUGCAGUCAUUGGCGCAGCCGCAUCUGGUUUGAUAUGCUCGCCGUCUCAGGUCCGGUGAUCAAUUCUCAUCCUCUUCAAACGUGAGGUUCUGUUACUCUUAUGAGUCUUUCAAGUUGUUUCUUAUCUUCAGUGACAACGCAUGAGAGAACUUUAGCUGCUUUGCUUAUAUUUUUCGUUUUGUUUGGUUUUAUAUUUUAAAUUCUCAAAACAUUUCAAUUACGUUUGUUGGAUUUUAAAACUCGAUCAUUAUGAUGAUAGAAUAAUAAUAUAGACGAAUUUUGUUGAGUU
Messenger RNA from Brassica oleracea var. oleracea, 3173 nucleotides. RefSeq names its product coatomer subunit alpha-1-like. Lineage: Eukaryota; Viridiplantae; Streptophyta; Magnoliopsida; Brassicales; Brassicaceae. The transcript has 4 exons. Gene Ontology annotation, biological process: intra-Golgi vesicle-mediated transport; intracellular protein transport; retrograde vesicle-mediated transport, Golgi to endoplasmic reticulum. Bases 16 to 2943 code for a protein of 975 amino acids. The record is from RefSeq and is a predicted model, not a curated record. Gene Ontology annotation, cellular component: COPI vesicle coat. Gene Ontology annotation, molecular function: protein binding; structural molecule activity.